UGCUGUCUGAAGAUAUCUCAAACACACACCGUCACUCUGCUGCCUGUCAUGAUGUUUGUUCACCUCUAAGUGUUUUUGCCUUUUGUAGGUUUGUUCUGUCUGUGGGACUUUUUUUUUUACACAAUUAUAUUUUGGUAAUUUGUGUUUAGUCUCACUGUUUUUUCCUUGUGUAAAGUGAGUGUGAGGUUGUGCUGCAUAAAAUAUAAGAUUUCUACAUAUGAAAAGUAUUCAUCCCUGAUUAGGAGCAAUGUUCAAAGCGAGGCGCAGUUCCACUUUUGACCUCGAGGUGUCGCCGUCACAGAUUCCCACCACUCCAUCCCUCAGCUGCGGUCAGCUCUCUGUGCUCUCGUUGACUGUUUACAACAUCAAUGGCGGAAGUCUCUUCAUUCUUUCUGGGUCAGUCGGCUAAUUGAUAAGAGGUCUACUGGAUUUUAGCGAUGGAUGACGAGUUUACGCCUUUGGACUGUCUGCUGCCCUCAGGCACGCAGAGGAUCUGUCUGAUCAUUCUGAACCAGCCUCUUGAUAAGGACUACCUACAAGUCCUCUGGAGUAAAGCUCUCCUGAGAGCAUGUGCUGAUGGAGCUGCCAAUCAUCUCUAUGACAUCACUGCUGGAGCCAGAGACAGCUUUCUCCCCGACUACAUCAGUGGGGAUUUUGAUUCCAUUACUGCUGAGGUCAAGGCUUUCUUUACAGACAAGGGAUGCAAGCUGAUGGAAACAGCAGACCAGGAUCAUACAGACUUCACCAAGUGUCUUGCAAUCAUGCUGGAGGAAAUUAAGAGGCAGCAGCUACAGGUGGAUGCCAUAGUGACACUGGGCGGCCUGGCGGGCAGAUUGGACCAGACCAUGGCAUCUGUUGAAACUCUCUUCCACGCUGUGUCCAUGACAGACCUCCCUUUGUUGAUCAUACAGGGGACGAGCCUGGCGUACCUACUCAGACCUCAGGGCAGCCACAGACUGGGGGUGAACAUGGGCCUGGAGGGGGACUGGUGCAGCCUCAUUCCAGUAGGGGGACCCUGCAUUACGACAACCACUGGACUCAAGUGGAACCUGAAUAACCAGCUCCUGCAGUUUGGGAAGCUUGUGAGCACCUCAAACACCUAUGAACCCGUCGCCCCUGGAAGCCCCAGGAAGCCUGUAACCGUGACAACAGACCAGCCUCUGCUCUGGAGCAUGGGGAUUCACAAGGACAAGGAAUGAUACUGAAGAAGUCUGUGUUAUCGUUCCAGUAUUUCACAACUCAUGACACAAAGUAUUUCUCUACAGCUGUUAGAAGUUAUCAUGACCACAAAUAACAGAACUUAAAUGUUUUUAAUUAAUGAGUGAUGUGAUGAUCAGCUCUGCUAGAGCGCUAAGAAAUGCUACUUUGAGUAUUGAUACAAUCUUUGCCAAAGAAUAUUCUGUUUUCUAUGAAUACAUGUAUGAUCUCAUUAGCUUCAAAAUGAAACCUUUAGAAUCCUGUCCUCUAAUCAAUCCGCAAUUCAAGCCUUCUUUUUAACAAUAUGAUCACCUCCUUUUGAACACAUUUUGAUUUUAAACAAGUUAACUGACUGAUGGGUAAUUUUCCUUAAGCUGUAAGUAUAUUGUAGAAGUUUAGUCCCCAUAUCCACUGGUUGUCACCCUUGAAAUGUGUGCAUGUAUAUGCCUUGUUUCACAGCCUAUACAAUAUGUGCCUUUGAUAGCUUGUUCUCACUGACCUCUUGGCGCAACCAUAAAAAUAAUGUCUUGCAAGUUUAAAUGACAUGAAAAAACAGAACAUUGAAUAUAAAUGAUGUGUGCCUUUGACUCGUUUAAUGAUGUACUUCUGAAAGAUUUGAAAAGGUUCAAACCAAACCGUUUGCGUGAUGUUGUGAAAGCAGCAUAUUUUAAAUUGACUGGACGAAUCAGAUGAUGGGUUUCCAUUUGUUUUAUUUACACAGCGAAAUAGAAAUGUUGUGCACAGAAUGUAAAAAUGUCCUCCCUUCAGUCCCCAAUCACACCAGCCCAAUAACACGUUGCAUCAUCAUCAUUAUCUCCAGAAUUGUUUGUCCGGUCUUGGUUGAGUCAGGAUUUAACCACCACUAGAAGGAAAAUAAAAAAAGGCACGAGUUAGAGACAGGAUGGAUCCAAAUGGUACAUGAACCGAAACAUGUUCCUGUAGUCUUCAGUUUGAAUGACCAUACAAACGCACAAAAUGUGUGUAUCACUGUACCACUUCUUCAAGAAUGUCUUACUGCACAAAACAAUCGAACUUCUGCACUAACAAAACUCAUGGAUAAAUGGUAUUUCAAUGAUGAGUCUUAAAAAAUAAAACACAUAUUCAACCACA
This is a messenger RNA of Labrus bergylta (ballan wrasse), 2307 nucleotides long. RefSeq names its product thiamin pyrophosphokinase 1 (gene tpk1). The record is from RefSeq and is a predicted model, not a curated record. Gene Ontology annotation, biological process: thiamine diphosphate biosynthetic process; thiamine metabolic process. NCBI's taxonomy places the organism in Eukaryota, Metazoa, Chordata, Actinopteri, Labriformes, Labridae. Gene Ontology annotation, molecular function: thiamine diphosphokinase activity; thiamine binding; ATP binding.